GUUCUUCCACCUCCUACAUGUGCGCGCGCGCGUGUAUGCGUGUGCAGGUGCGUACGCGACAGUCGCUUCGUGCCUGUCGUAGCAGCACAGAGGCAAGAAUUUGGUGGAGAAACGAACAAACGGAGGGAAAGACGCGAAGAAAGCGUAGUGAAGUCGUGUCGCGCGGUAUAUGAAGAUUGUUAGAUCGACCGAGUACGCGUCCAGGUAUACGUGCGGAGGCACGGUAGUUGUCCGUUCCAUUCCGUUGUUUGUGGUAUGCUAUCGUGAUCGGUCGCUUUCGUUCGGAGGAACAGCGACAGUAUACAAACCCGUUAGACGAGAACUCUAUGUGUGUUCGUGUGCGCGCGGUCGCGCGCCGUGAUAUCAUCGUAGACCGCUACGCACUGUCGUCCGCUUGGCGCUCGUCGUCAGGCUACUCAGGCUUGUCGUCAGCUUGUCAGUCGGUCGCUCGUGGGAUUCGCAGAAUGACGCAGUAGCCGUAGGACAGUGACAACAACAAGGCGACAGUGGCGUGUGCGCGGAGUGCAGUGACGAGCUUUCUUUCUUUCUCUCCUCCCUCAUCUCUCUCUCUCUCUCUCUUUCUCCCUCGCACAAUGAGAAAACACAGUGAAGUUUUGCGGUGAAAUACAUAAAACUUAUUUGGGAAUAAAAAAUGUCUGCGGAAUCACCGAGGCGGGGUGUGUAUAAAGGAGCUCAAAUCGUUUCACCUCAGCCCAUUGUAGAUCGAUCAAUAAUCGACAGCGUUGCCGGGAUUAUCAAUGACAUAGUACCACAGGGAUACGCCGGAGUGUCCAACUCUGAUAAUAAGGAAACCAUAUCAUGGGCGCGAUUCGAAUACGCGGAUAUAAAUGACCCCGCUUUGUAUCUCGAUUACAAUGAAGGGUCUAGUACACCGCCGUUGUUAUUAGUAUUAGGAUACGCCGUUGGCGUUCAGGUAUGGCUGAUAGCAGCGACGGGAGAGGCAACGGAGGUCCUGUCAUGGCGUCAAGGAGUAGUUCGUACCCUUCGAAUUCUACCAAAUCCAAAGACUGACGACGAGCAUGUCGACGAUUUCGAAGCGAAACGACCGAUGGUAGCGGUCUGUUCCGAGCCAGAUUCGACUCUAGCGGGACCAAAAUUUUGCGAUGUCAAUUUCAUCUCUUUGAAAACCGGCGAACCAGUGCACAGCGUAGGUUUCAAACAUCCUGUCUGCGAUGUGCUGGCAAAUAGGCGGUCCGUGGUUGUAACGUUAUUAGAAAAAAUUGCGGUCUUCGAUGCCAGAACAUUGCAAAAUAAUAUAACAAUCACAACGUGCUAUGCCAGCCCUGGCCCAAAUCCAAAUCCUGUCGCUUUAGGAACACGAUGGCUCGCUUACAGCGAGAAGAAAUUGAUACCUGCGAGAAGGAGCAGUGGUGGUUGCGAAGGAGAAGGCGUACAAAGUUACACGGCGACGGUUUUAUACGCGGCGAAAUCGUUAGGGAAAGGUUUGCGCGGCCUAGGAGAAACCGUAGCAUCGAGUCUCACUGGGAAUUCGGUAUCGCCGAUAACUAUGAAUAAUGCAGGCAAUGACGUAACCCAGCCAGGUGUCGUUACGAUAUUAGAUCUUCAGAUCGCAAAAGAUGAGAAAGAAUUAGACGAUGCAAAUGCGGAUGCCGUGGUCGCUCAUUUUACCGCCCAUAGUGAUGCGAUCGUUGCUAUGACUUUUGAUUUGACCGGCGCGUUAUUAAUGACAGCGGACAAGAGAGGACACGAUUUCCACAUAUUCAGAAUCCAGUCACAUCCCGGGGGGCCGACAUUAGCGGCGGUACAUCAUCUAUAUAUUUUACACCGUGGCGACACCACCGCAAAAGUACAGGAUAUGGUAUUUUCGAGUGACACACGUUGGGCCGCAAUUUCAACUGUGAGAGGUACAACACAUGUUUUUCCGAUUGCACCUUACGGAGGUCCUGUAGGCGUUAGGACCCAUUCCACGCCCAAUGUCGUCAACAGAUUAUCAAGAUUCCACAAAAGUGCAGGCCUGACGGAUGAUGGUACUCGAUCCCACUCUCCCGUAUCUCAUACGGAACUACCUUUGUCUAUAUAUCCGUACUCCAAUCCUCGACUUCCUCCGUAUCCUCAUCCAACGAUUCUGCAUCCUUUAUCACAGAUUCGACAACCGUCAUCUCUGAAUCAGGUCAACAGCUCCGCGCAACCCAGCAGACCGCAGCAGAGGCAACGGCUACAUUCCGACGACAGUGGAACCUUACCAUUGAAGAUCUGUGCAUGUUUCGCUCCGCCGAGAGCUUGGAUGUACGCGCAAAGAGAGUCCAGCAGCAAGGUGGUCAAAAGGGCUGUUGAUUCCCUAUUCAUUAUGGCAUGUCAUGGAAACAUGAUACAAUAUGAUUUGGACCCCAAACCAGCUGCUGGAGUGCCGAAGGAAAAAGUUUGUGAUGACACCACAAUUGAAUUGGAGGUCGAAGCAAAGGGCCAAUGGCCACUUUGCAGGUCUCCCAAUUCAUCGGAUCUCAUGCCACCAUUAUCCCUAUCGAACCCGUUACUGGGCGUUUCGUUCGCAACAAAAACAAACAAUCAGGAGUUUGACAUGGUCGAGGAUCGUUGGUUGAGUCAAGUUGAGAUUGUAACUCACGCUGGACCACACAGACGAUUAUGGAUGGGACCACAGUUUGUUUUCAAGACCUAUAAUGCACCCAGCGGCGUUGCUGUCAACUUGGUUGAAGCGGAGGCAGUCGAGAUUGGAAUCACCGGAUCGCGUCCAGCGAGAUCGAAGCCUGUUAAUAUGCCUCAUGCAGCAUCCAGGCCGUUGAUGCCAGUUGUCAUCGACGGUUCAGGAAGUAGCUAUGAACAAUCUCCGAGAUUCAUGGAGGCUUACGGUGAUCCUUUGGACAGCGAGAAUGUGGUCGUUGGUAGCUGCGAGAAUCAACUGAGAGAAGAUCUUGCGGAAGCUAUGCUUGAAAUAUCAAUCGCGUCGCAUCGUGCUCCAGGGAGGCGUACGAUAUUUGAGAGGGUGGGUCAGCCAGUAACUAAAGUCGUCAACCCUCACACCGGCACCGUGAUUACCGUGUCGGCCGACGAGGAUGAGGACGCUAUUAGCUCCAUACUGGAGUACGACUCCGCCGCGGAGGAGAUCCACGCACCUAGAAGUGUGUGCGCGGAGGAGGGCCCGGCUUCGCUCGGUGCGGCCGAUCUUCCGGACGAGCCGGAUAGCCGAUCGCUGAGCCGUGAGCUUACCGAGAUCUGCGCGGAGAUGCGUGCGGCAAGUGAGCCAGCGAUCGACAGUGUGCCCGACGAAAACAUACGCGAGUUGCAGGAACAUCGCGCUUUGUGCGCGGAGAUGGUGGCUUCGACGGCGACGAUGGCGAUGACGUCGAUCGACUACGAAAAGGAAGAAGCGUUCCGCGACGUGCCGACGAGUCUCAGUCUGUGCGCUGAACCGGGCGAGAUCCCAAGCAGCCCGAUGUCACAAGCGAAGGAAACUGUAUUAUGGUGCAGCAAAGGGAGAUCCGUCGACAGGCGUGCCGAGGAUUAUCGCAGCGAGGCUCACGAAAGACACCUUGCCAAGGCUAAGUACGUUGUUAGCUACGACGACAACAGCGUCACAUUGAUGGAGAACAAGAUGUUGCGAAGCGAAAGGAGUAUCGAGAUACCACAGCUAAGCAUAGACGACAAAAUGAAGAAACCUAUUGCGAGAAAAGUCAUAAUAAAUACUGAAAAAAUAUCGAGUUGCUCGCAGAGACGUCCGAUCGAACAAUGGGCGACACGCGCGGAGAAAUAUGUCAUCAAGGAGGACAUGGACAGCGUCGUCAUCGAGGAUGCGCGAUACGUAAACUCGACGAUGAGCAUGGACGCGAGGAAAGAGGGUAACGAUGAUAAGAAGAAAUUUGAGAACGCGAGAGAUAAAUACGAAGCGGCAUCUAAGAACAACGAAUGGAAGAACUGCGUUUUUCCGCGUAAAUUCACCGGCAAGAAUCAAAUCACGUCCGAAGAUAAAGAAAUGACAACGGAAUUGAUUGCUGACGCGGUCACGAAGAGAGGAGAUCCCGUUAAACUCUUGUCGGACGUGAAAAGAAAAGUAUUGCCUUCCAGCUGCAACGACGAGGACGAGGACAAUGACAAUGACAAUGACAAUGACAAUGACAAUGACAAUGACAAUGACAAUGACGAGUUGCCGCCACUGGAUCCUCCGCCGCUGGACGACUUUAGUUCCAUCGAGUAUCACAUGGUGGAGCCGUGUAAUCUCAACAGAGACGCCACUUCCAUGUCCACCCAGUCUGACGACGACAUCGAGCACAUUCACGCAUCUGAAGUGAUGCAGAUGCGAAUGAAAAUUGAUGCGGGCGGCGACAGAUGCAAAGAUACAGGAGGCAUGAAUGUCAACGUGAUCACACAAUUCUCUCCCGUGGCGCGACGGAAGAGCAGCAAGAGCACGCUCUCGGACGAUGAUCUGGAGUACAUACACAGUGUCGAGCUCAGCCUUGAUUCGGAACGGAGCGAUGUCGGUGCGAUCAAGUCAGUUGCCUUGACAAAGGCAAACGGAGACGGUUGUCCGCGUAGGAAGCACAGCAGACACGCGUUGUCCUCCGAUGAUGAUCUAGAACACGUUCAACUAUCAGAGGUCCGCGAAUUGGAGCUCGAUGCUGUGGUGAAACUGUCGCAGAGAGAAUUCCUGCAGACGACCCAGAAAAUGGUGUCGGCGGAGCAACAGGGAGCGAAGUCUAAAUUCAGCAGGAGACGGAAGGAUGUCAUGGUAAUUGAGAAAAGUGAAGCGGAAGCCACAGAAGCAGAAGUCACUAUAAUAUACAACCCACUGGAGGAGAUCUGGCUAAAGUCGGAGGAAUCCGACAGAUACGAUUCCACCGACUACUUUAUGGACAAGCCGGCAGAGGAAACGUAUCCGAGUCCUACGAGAAGAAGCAAAAAUCAUGGUCUAAAGACGACAAAUUUCUUAUCCUCGCUGCUACCUGUUGCCAAGCGGGCCUCUCAAACCACAACCGACAGCGAUAUCGUCGAAAUUAUCGACAUCGACGCGAUGCAGAAGACCGACGUGAACGCCGCCGACGCGACACCGGAGUGUAAGAUCCUGCCCAUCGUCGCAUCUACAGCGCGCGCUCGAAAGUCUCGCAGGAACAAGCGGUCGCAGUCGGACGGCCAGUUGCAGGAGAACAGCUCGACGGAGCUCUCUCUUCCCGCUCCUUUGCCCUCGUUUCGCUCUUCUAAAGUGAAAAUGGCGGAAUUACAGGAAGCCGUGCGGGAAGAAGAGUCAUUUGCGGACCUCGGUUAUAAGGAUCCGUCGAGAGUUUCACCCUCGGCGGAGAUAUCUUGGAGCUCGAUUGUCAAGAAAAGCAUUUCCCCAUCUUUGGAUUUGCAAGAAGUUCGUAAAGAAACGGAUCUCGAGCCAUUGAUAGAGAUGGAAGAGAGAUCAGAGCUUGUCGAACACGUGAGAAAGCUAGAAAAAGCGGAACACCGCGAUGAGGACGAUGCCACGUUCUCCGCGGGAUUGCAACGACAAGCCUGCAGAAUUAGGGAGGAAGAGAAGGAGAAGGAACUCCUCGAAGAAAAGGAUAAUGUUGAUGUGACGAAGACGGCAAUAACAACGGAGAGUAUUCUCGUAAAUCUUCAGGCACCGAUAGUAAACGAAGAGUCUCGCGUGGAAAAGGAUAUCGCGCCCGUCACCGCGACCGCUAUGGUGCGAACUAAGAUAUCUCGGGACAACAAUGGAGAUAAUAAAUCAACGGGGGGCAGUCCUCUUCUCACAUCGGAAGUACGAUCCGUCGUCGACGAGACACGUCGAGGUAACGUGGCAGCCGAGAGGAGAGAAUCGCAAAGGGAAUCUUCUUUGCAGCUUCAGUCGAUUGAGACGCAACAACGAGCGAAGGAGGGUGGUGGCGAUAGUAUCACCGAAGCAUCAACCGAGUGGUAUAAUUCAGCUUCUUCGAAGGUGUCCUUGGAAUCUUUCGAUCAUGGGUCUGCUGAAAAACGGAGCGAGGCGGAACGCGAAACGCUCAGCACCGAGCAUUCGAGUAUCGCUGUCAAAAAAGCGAGCAACAGAUCUAAGAGGAAAAAGCGCAGAUGAGUAGAGGAUUGCUGCAUGGACGUGCCUAGGGCCAGCCUUGCCCUCUACAUACUCUUGAUGCAAGUGGCGGGAGUAGAUUAGCGUUCGUACGUAAGAGAGUGAGAUCACAUCCAAAUUCCCGUCGCGUCCCGAGAUUGCACAAUUUUUUCAAGAGCUAUCUCACGUUGAAUAACGCUGGCGUGUUGCGUCUCAAUGAUAGUCUUUCCAUCUUUUCUUCGUGCAAUCCACUAUAUUGAUCCAGGAAUUUAUUUCUGACAUGAAAAUUUCAUACUUGAGAUGACUAUGAGCGAUCGAACUGAGGAAACUUGUAAGAGAAAUCGAGAAAGCCGGUGUCGCCGUGCACGAUGUGUGAAGUUAUUAUCAUCUAUUUAAAACUCGCGUUUUGUAUGAUCCUAUCUUUGUUUCAAAUCGUAUCAAUUAGUAGUUGAUAUAUCAAUCACAAAGGUUACGCGUAAGCAUGUUCGGAUGUGAUAUAAUGGGCAAGGUUGUGUUCUAGCGAAUGUUAGGAUACUAUUAAACGCUUCGACAUUAGUUAUAAUGAGGUGUAGAACUAACAAAGGCGCCCCUAGGAUGGAAUCGCGUUUCGCUAUUCGAGAAACACCCGUGUAGUCAUUUUAACUGCCUUAGAACGUAAAAGGUGAUGGAGUUUGAAUUCUACACGGCGCAAACAAAUUGCGUGUCUGUAUAUCGUCUGCCCAUUAGCGGUAAUAUAUUAUAAUUGUUUGGUGUAAUUAACGACGCUCUCGGCCAUUAGGUGUUCAUUUGUGGCAUCAACUCUUCUAGCAAGCCCUAUUCUUGGAUGACGAACCAUCGUUCGGUAUGCAAUAAGCCAUACUUUGUUGUAGUACAAAAUAUCUUCAUCAGAUUCAUUCAGCGUUCGUUUACUAUCUAUGGAUUAUGCUUCUCGUCGAGCGACGAUAGUAUACCCUAGGAAAAAAAGUUGCUGAUUUGACUAAAUUUUUCAACUUUAUUAAAUUUCAUUGAUUCAUGUAUUUGUAUAAUUAAUUUAAAUACACUUGAUCAAUUUUCUUUAAUUUAAUUAUUUUGUGCAUUUAAGUUAAGUAUAUAAAUAUUUGAACUAAAGACGUUUAAUUAAGUUGAAAAUUUUAAUCUAGUAUAUUACAGUCAAGUACAUAAAUACUUGAAUCGAAGUUUAAGUACUUCACGUAUCUAAGUUAAUUUUAGGACGGGAAGCUGCUAUAGUGUAAAUAUAUGCUUGAGCUAACAAAAUUUUAUCAAGUUGAAAAAUGUUGAGUUAAUAACCUGGUUCUCAGUGUAUAAAAGGGAAUUAUUAUGAAAUUUUGAAAAGAUUUUCCAAUCGUAAUACUUCGUAUAUUUCAGAAUGACUACAAUCUGGAACUCUCUGAUUUCUUAUUUGGCUACACACACACACACACACACACACACACACACACACACACACACACACACACACACACACACACACACACACAUAUAUAUAUAUAUAUAACGGUUUGAAACUUUAAAGAUUUGUCUUGUUUAUCUUUAAUAUUGAUAUUUCUAGAUUAUUUAUUUUGUUGUUUAAAAUCUAUAAUUGCGUAUUGUCUUCCGAUUUCUUUAUUAUUUCAUUGUAUUAUUAUCUUGUAAUAUUAUUUUAAUUUUCGUCAACAAGAAGUUUAAUGUGAGACAAAAUUUCUCCAUAGAGAUUUAACAAAAUAGAGAUUUUAUUGUUUAAGAAUUAUAUUUUUAAAUGCAAGUUGAACUGCAUACAAAAUUUACAUUUUUAGAUAUAUCUAAACUGAAGAAAAAUGUUUCCUUAAUUUUACUUCUCGCGUCUUCUUCGCGUGGCGCUUAGGCUUUUUUUUAGUCCCUUUUUGUUCUGAUUUUUUCACAUUUUUGAAACAUUGAAGUGGCCUGCGCAGGCGUGUGCUCGAUGUGUAAAAAUUCAAUGUCUUUUUGAAUGUUACAUAUGAAUUGGGAAACAAAGAAGAAAAUAAGAAAAAGCAUGCACAAACGUGUUCGAUAUUAUUGAUGGUAACGCAUAAAAAAAUGUGUGUGGGUGUACGUGUGCGCGCGUGUAUCGUUACAAUUGACUUUUUUAUAUAUCGUAACAGCUGUAAAAAACAGAUAUGUACAUGUUUGAUAUAAAAGUGUAUCGAGAAAAAUGAUGAUAAAUACUCGGUAAACUUAGUAUCUUCAUGACAGUAAUCUUUUGUCAUUUAACCGCUGCUGCACAAUUGCAGAAAAACUCAUGUAGGAAAAAGUGUGUUGAGAGGCGAAUUUUUUAUUGGAGAUUAACCAUAUAUAAUCUUUUUAUAUCGGAGAUUAACCAUAAAAUCUAUUCAUUUUAGGUGAGAACGUAUAAAAGAUGUAGUGUUCGCAAACUUGAUUAUUAUUGAAAUAAUUUGCAUUUAAGUAACGUAAAUUUCUUUUAAACACGCAAUGAUUGAAAAUUUGAUUGCUCUACUGUAUAAAUAUAUAGUAUAAAUACAGAAGAUAGUUUAACUUAAGUCAGUGAUGUGCAACCUUUUUUAAACUGAGCAUCAUUUUUAAAAAUAGGCAAAGUUUUACAUAACAAGCUACAUAAAUAAAUACACACGCACGCGUAUGCAUGCAUGUAUGAAUGUAUGUAUGUAUGUAUUAUUAUGAAUAUAUGUGUAUACAUAAUAGACAGAUAAAAUAUUUAUUUUAAUAUCAAUAAGGAAAUAAAAUUAUCAAGACAAUGAAAAAAAUUAAAUACAAAUAUAAUGUAUUUAAUGCGUAGUUCCAAAAACGGAAUAUCUCCGAUUCGGGCUAAUUUUCAGCUCAAAUACUUAUUUUACAGGUAAAUAUUUACAAAAGGUCAUCCCUUUUAAAAUGAGGUUUAUCUGGAGGAUGGAUUUUAAAAGCACAAAUUUCUGCUUUAAAACAAAAAUUCUCUGCUUUAAAAAUACAUUAUUGGUAAUAUGGUCAAUUGAAAUAUGAUCAAUUGUGACAAAAAUUCGGUUUAGUUAGGAGUGAGUUAGAGGUUUUGUCCUUCCGUAGGAUAGGCGGGGACCCUCCAGGUGAACCCUAUUUUACUAAGAAAUAAACAUUUACAUUGUCAAUUUUUUUUGUUAAUGCGGUCAAUAUCAAUGUGAUCAUUCGCAAAAAGAAAUUUGGGGUGGGUUAGAUUGUAUACCCUACGGGAAAACGGAGACUCUUUAGACGAACCUUAUUUUGCUAAAAAAUACAUAUUUACAUUGUCAACCUUCUUUGUUAAUAACUUUUUAAUGAAAGAUGAGUAACGGCGAAAACUUCUCGAAGAUCACUCAAGAUCACUAUUACCUUGACAAAAUGUUAAAGUUAUUAACUUUCCAAGUGAGUGAAUUUUUUGUGAAUAUUUAUCCAGUGCUGAGUAUUAAAGGAACUUAAACUAGAGGGUUUGAGAGACCUUUCUGAAAAAACUUUACUUCCGUGCCAUUUUAUUUUGGUCAAGCAAUCAUAGCGGUCGAUAGGAGAGACUUCGAAUUUUUUUCCAUCUAGUCCGCAUCUUUUUUCUCAUUCCGUCUUCACACAGCAAGCGAUCGAUUUUUAAUAGUGUGUUUAAGGGUUAAAAUAGUUUUUUGAUUAUAACGACUAAAAUAUUGGAGUUAGGUAACAUAUGUAUUUGACCUUAUUUGUAGAGUUUUUCAUGAACUUUAUUUUUUGUUUGGCAAAUUUUUUUGUAAAAUGAUAAUUUUCUGAAAUAAUUAAGAAAAACUAUUUUUUUCCCCGAAAAGUAAGGAGAACGAUGAGAGCAUUUGCGCCAAAAAUCCAUUUGGGGAUAUCAUUUACUAUAUAAAAUAAAUAUUUAGGCUUAAAAUCAGCUAAAUCGGAGGUUUUUAGAACUUUAUCUCGAUAAAAUUAUAAACAUUUAUUUAUUACAUUAAUAAAAUAUAUUAAUUUAUUACGUUAAUAAAAACGAAAUUAUAUGAAUUAUUUUUAAAAUAACCAAGACUUGUAAAUCGCAUUAUUAUAUUUUACUUUUAUAAUUUGUAUAAAAUAAAGAAUAUGUGAUUUUACAUUCUCGAGUCGGCGGGCCGCACAAAAAUUAUAGAUGGGUUGCGGAUAAUACAUCACUGCCCUAAGUAAUACACUGAGAAAAAA
Molecule: messenger RNA, 10117 nt
Organism: Solenopsis invicta (red fire ant)
Lineage: Eukaryota; Metazoa; Arthropoda; Insecta; Hymenoptera; Formicidae
Exons: 11
Coding region: 653-6049 (1798 amino acids)
Biological process (GO): response to starvation; autophagy
Cellular component (GO): cytoplasm
Molecular function (GO): protein binding
Source: RefSeq, a predicted model, not a curated record